AUGAGUGGUGUCGUUGAAGACACGACAGCGUCGAGUCGCUCUGCUGCGCGUCUGGAUGGGUCCGACGACCUCGACCGCUCGAAUUUCAUUUACAAGAUUGUCGAGAGCGAUGUGGCUGAAGGCCGCGUGAAGGAGGUUAUCACGAGGUUCCCUCCCGAGCCUAACGGCUUCCUGCACAUCGGACAUGCCAAGUCGAUAUGCCUGAACUUCGAGCUUGCGAAGGCCUUCGGCGGCCGUACACACAUGAGGUUCGACGAUACGAACCCAGUUACGGAGGAAGCUAUGUACAUCGAGUCUAUCAAGAACGAUGUGCGCUGGCUCGGCUAUGAUUGGGGCAAGCACCUCUACUUCGCCUCCGACUACUUCCAAGAGCUCUACGACUGGGCCGUGGAUCUGAUAAAGAAGGGUUUGGCCUACGUGGAUGACCAAAGCGUCGAGGAGAUCCGUGCGACCCGCGGCAGCAUCACGGAGCCCGGGAAGGAAUCUCCCUACCGCAACCGUAGCGUGGAGGAGAACCUGCACCUGUUCGAGCAAAUGCGUGACGGCGCAUUCCCCGACGGCUAUUGCUGCCUUCGUGCGAAGAUAGACAUGGCUUCUGGCAACAUGAACUUGCGUGACCCUAUCCUGUAUCGUAUUAUUCGCGCAACACACGUCAACACCGGUGACAAGUGGAUCAUCUACCCGAUGUACGAUUACGCGCACGGUCAAUCCGACAGCAUCGAGGGCAUCACCCACUCCAUUUGCACCGUCGAGUUCGAGAACCACCGUCCGCUCUACGACUGGUUCCAAGAGAAGCUGGGCAUUCUCCGCACUCGCCAAAUCGAGUACGCUCGUUUGAACUUGACUUACUGUGUGAUGAACAAGCGUCUACUGAUCCAAUUGGUGAACAAGGGAUUGGUUCGCGGCUGGGAUGAUCCCAGGAUGCCGACCAUAUCCGGUCUGCGUCGCCGCGGUGUCCCCGCCGCCGCCAUCCGCCGCUUCUGCAGGAAGGUGGGCGUGGCGAAGCGUGAGAACCUGAUCCAAAUCGAGCUGCUUGAGGACUGCAUUCGCGAGUACAUGCACGAGCACGCUACCCGUCUUUUCGCCGUUGUGGAACCGAUCCUCUUGGAGAUCGAGAACGUGCCCGAGGACUACGAGGAGGAAAUCGAGAUCGCCACCUACCCCAACCCCGGCACUCGCAAACUCACGUUCGGCAAGCGCAUUUACAUUGACGCUAAGGACUUUAUGGUCAACCCUACCAAGGACUUCCACCGGCUGUUCGUCGGCGGGGAGGUGAGGCUGCGCCACUGCUACUGGGUGAAGUGCACUGACGUGGUCAUGAACGGUGACAAGAUUGAGAAAAUCAUCUGCACCCACGAUCCGUCGACUAAAGGAGGCUGUGCCCCGGCCGACGGGCGCAAGGUCAAAGCUACCAUCCACUGGAUAAACGAGAAGGACGCUGAGCGUGUCGAGGUACGUUGGUACUCUCGCCUCUUCACGAAGCCCGACCCCAAGGAAGGCUGCGUCGAGAAGGGCGACUGGAUCAAGAACUUCAACUUCGACUCGAUGCACAUAUACGGGGACAGCCUGUGCGAGCGCAGUGCCGUGUCAUUCAACGUCGGCGAGCCGCUCCACUUCGAACGUCUUGGUUACUUCACCAAGGACGAAGACUCCACCGACUCGAAGUGUGUGUUCAACCUCACCGUGGGAAUCCCGGACAAGUUCGACAAGGACGCGUUCGAGCGCGAGCACAAGGAGCGCGAGCGCCAACGCCGUCUUGAGGCAGCCGCUGCGCGGCGCCUGAAGCGCGCGCCUGCAGAAAACGCAGGGAGCAAUUGA
Messenger RNA from Babesia ovata, 1818 nucleotides. Its product is annotated as glutaminyl-tRNA synthetase. The record is from RefSeq and is a predicted model, not a curated record. Gene Ontology annotation, cellular component: cytoplasm; cytosol. Gene Ontology annotation, biological process: glutaminyl-tRNA aminoacylation; translation. The transcript has a single exon. Gene Ontology annotation, molecular function: glutamine-tRNA ligase activity; ATP binding. NCBI's taxonomy places the organism in Eukaryota, Apicomplexa, Aconoidasida, Piroplasmida, Babesiidae. Bases 1 to 1818 code for a protein of 605 amino acids.